CAUUGGUCCUAACAAUUCUUGUAUUUGUAAGGUUAUAGAUUGUAAACAUGUUUAUGAAUAUCCAUUUGAUGAAAACGUUUUAAAAAAUCAUUAUAUGAAAAAAUAUUUGAAAAUAUGGGAAUCUAUUAAAGAAAGUAAGAGAGGAC
Scutellospora calospora is the source of this 146-nucleotide messenger RNA. The record is from the annotation of a GenBank genome assembly. NCBI's taxonomy places the organism in Eukaryota, Fungi, Glomeromycota, Glomeromycetes, Diversisporales, Gigasporaceae.